AUGCCCUCCCCGGUUGCUAGUGUCCACCAGCCCUCCGCCCCCGCCCCCGCGUUGGCCAGCGUCACCCAGUCCUCCUCCGAUGCACAGAAGGAGAAGAAGCUCUCCGUGCUCGAGUCCCACGGCUACUACCUGGGCAAAACCAUCGGCACCGGCUCCUACGCCACCGUCAGGGUCGCCCAUUCCGAGAGACAUGAAGGAGACGUCGCCAUCAAGAUCGUGAGUAAGUUCUCCGCCCCCGCCGAUUACCUGAAGAAGUUCCUGCCCAGGGAGAUCGAGGUGGUGAAGGGGCUGAGGCACCCCAACCUCAUCAGGUUCCUGCAAGCCAUCGAGACGACUCACAGGGUGUACAUCGUAAUGGAGUACGCCGAGAACGGGAGCCUGCUGGAUAUCAUAAGGAAGGACCAGUACAUCGACGAGCCUAGGGCUAGGAAGUGGUUCAAGCAGCUGGUGAGCGCUGUGGAGUACUGCCACGAGAGGGGGGUCGUCCACAGGGAUAUUAAGUGCGAGAACAUGCUCAUGGACGUUGACUGGAACGUGAAGCUCUCCGAUUUCGGCUUCGCCAAGGGCCACGUCAAGCCCAAGAACGGCCAGACCAUCCUCAGCGAGACCUACUGCGGCAGCUACGCCUACGCCUCGCCCGAGAUCCUCAGAGGCAUCCCCUACCAGCCCCAGUACGCAGACGUGUGGUCGAUGGGCGUGGUGCUCUACGCCAUGGUGUUCGGGAGGCUGCCCUUCGACGACAGCAACUACAAGGAGCUGCUGAAGCAGGUGUCGAACAAGGUCAGCUUCCCCAAGGACCCCAAGGUGUCCGGCAACUGUAGGGCGUUGAUAAACAAGAUCCUCGCGCCUCUCAAGUCCAGGAUAAGGAUAACUGGGAUCAGGAACGACGCUUGGUUCAAUUUCGACAGUCCCAGUAUGUCAGAUAUGUGUGUCAAGGAGAAAAAGGACACUACCGCCUCCGAAUCCGAAGGUCAAGACAGGAAAGUGUCAGGCGGUAGUAAGGAGCUGGUGGUUCCUUACCUCAUAACUAAGGAGCAGCUGGAAGCGAACGCCAAGGUCCGGGAGAAGUCGAAAAGGGACAGCACAGACGAAGAGGUGUCAAUCAAGACCCAGGAGCCUAAAUUGAGCGACGAGCAAGGCGCCGUGGCCAGGAAGCCGUCACCAGGUUCGAUUAAAAACAAAAAAAUAGAAAACAAGAAGUAGCGUGGA
Anoplophora glabripennis (Asian longhorned beetle) is the source of this 1209-nucleotide messenger RNA. Its product is annotated as testis-specific serine/threonine-protein kinase 3-like. Gene Ontology annotation, cellular component: cytoplasm. The transcript is spliced from 3 exons. Gene Ontology annotation, molecular function: protein serine/threonine kinase activity; tau-protein kinase activity; ATP binding. Bases 1 to 1203 code for a protein of 400 amino acids. The record is from RefSeq and is a predicted model, not a curated record. Lineage: Eukaryota; Metazoa; Arthropoda; Insecta; Coleoptera; Cerambycidae. Gene Ontology annotation, biological process: microtubule cytoskeleton organization; protein phosphorylation; intracellular signal transduction.